This is a messenger RNA of Papaver somniferum (opium poppy), 721 nucleotides long. Its product is annotated as auxin-responsive protein SAUR21-like. Gene Ontology annotation, biological process: response to auxin. The coding region runs from base 263 to 553 and encodes 96 amino acids. The record is from RefSeq and is a predicted model, not a curated record. The transcript has a single exon. Lineage: Eukaryota; Viridiplantae; Streptophyta; Magnoliopsida; Ranunculales; Papaveraceae.
UGAAGUUGAGUUCUAUGAUCAAAGCCAUGUGCAACAGUGGCAAGCAUAAAUCAUGUAGGUCCCCAGAUUGCUGCUGCAUGGCUCUUCUUUGCUUCUAAACCUCAAAGUCCAUUUGAAAGGUCGACAAUCCAACAAACUUCUAUAAAUACCCACAAACUCCAAGCAAUCAUAUCCAUCUUCAAAUUCUCCAAUUACAUCUUUCAGCACUCAUCACAAGCAGAACUUUUACAUCUCUUUGUUUAUCAUUAAUCACUUUGCAAAAAUGGGUGUUAUGCGUUCAAUGGUCUCACAAUCAAAGCAAAUUCUCAAACUACACUCUCUAAGAAACCAAUCAUCAUCGGUAGUUCCUAAAGGACAUUGCGCUGUUUACGUCGGAGAAACCGAGAAGAAGAGGUUUAUUGUUCCUCUAUCUUACUUGAACCAUCCUUCGUUCCAAAACUUGCUAAGUUGUGCAGAGGAAGAGUUUGGGUUCGAUCAUCCAAUGGGAGGACUUACAAUUCCUUGUAACGAAGACGCUUUCAUUGAUCUGACUUCUCAACUGAAUUCUUCUUGAGAACAAAGAUAAUCAGAUAACAGUAGCUUAAUUGUAGACUAUUUUUUUAGCAAAGGGUUAUAUUCCAACCCAUGUAACAUACUACAUUUUUCUUGGGAAGAGUAAAAUUGAAAGACUCUCCCAUUGAAAGUACUAAUUAAAAUUUGCUCUUUUGGAUUAUUCCAUCUA